This is a messenger RNA of Pollicipes pollicipes, 1152 nucleotides long. Its product is annotated as solute carrier family 22 member 9-like. The record is from RefSeq and is a predicted model, not a curated record. NCBI's taxonomy places the organism in Eukaryota, Metazoa, Arthropoda, Thecostraca, Pollicipedomorpha, Pollicipedidae. Gene Ontology annotation, molecular function: transmembrane transporter activity. Bases 1 to 1152 code for a protein of 383 amino acids. Gene Ontology annotation, cellular component: membrane. Gene Ontology annotation, biological process: transmembrane transport. The transcript is spliced from 5 exons.
AUGGUCUGUACGGAAGCCUGCAAUGAGGGGACCAUUGCUAAAGUGGACGAGCAAGUGCUGCUGGUGCUUGCCACCUCUUUCGCGGCGUUCAGCGCGGCCAUCAACACCUUCUCGCUGGUGUUCAAGAUGGACGAGCCUGCGUACUGGUGCGUGCGCGACGACACCAACCGCACACUCUUGUGCCGGCCGGGCGCGCCGGACUGCGCUGCCCACCGCUGCCACGUACCCGUCGCCAACGGCACGCACGGCACGUGCGUCGAGUGGACGUACGACCGCAGCGUGUACGCGUCGACGGUGGUGACCGACUUCGAUUUGGUGUGCGGCCGCACGGCGCUGCGCUCGUUCACUGUCAGCUUGGCCAUGCUGUCCGGGCUGGCCGGAGCCUUCGUCUUUGGUCUGAUGGGUGACCGGUACGGACGCGCGCGCGCCUGCGCCGUCUCCACGCUGCUGUUCGCGCUGGUGGCGCCGCUGGUGGCCGCCGCGACCGACCUGGCCACCUUCCUGGUCGCCACCAGCGUCUCGGGUUUCGCGCACGUCGGCAUGUACAUCUGCUUCUUCACACUCUGCAUGGAGUCGAUCGCUGAGCGGCGCCGUGCGAUAGCCGGGAUCUUCUGGGUGCUCCCCUGGGCGCUGGGCAUCAUGGCCACGGCGCUUGUGCGCCUCCUGCUCGGCUCGUCGCGCAUGGCCACCCUGUCGCUGACCACCGCGUGGCUGUGGCUCGCCAUGGCCGUCGUGUACUACGGCAUCUCGUUCGACUCGGCGCAACUGGCGGCUGACGCCUACCUGGCCAUGUGCCUGGCCGGGCUGGUGGAGUUACCCAAGUGCACCAUAGGCGCCGGCUUCGGCGUCAUCUACGUCUACAUCGAGGAGACAAUGCCAACCGAGGUGCGCUCGGCGGCACUCGGCAUGUCGACGAUGGCCGAGGCGUUGGGCGGCGCGCUGAGUCCGCACGUGGCGUACGGCCUGGGCGCGCUGCACUGGCUGGUGCCCAGCGUCACGUUCGGAGUGCUGGCCGUGUCGGCCGGUGUGCUGGUGCUGCUCGUGAUGCCAGAGACAGCGGGGCAGCCGCUGCCGACGACCGUGGCGGAGCUACUGGGUGACCCCGUCACUGGAGGUCAGUUAGGCUGCUGGAUGUCCCAGCACCUGGAAUAG